AAUCUAAUGGAUAUAAUAGAAAUAAUCGAUUUGAAAAUAAUAAUUUUCAAAGACGAGAUUCUGGUUAUGAUCGACGUUCACAAAACUCUUAUGCAGAUGGUUAUCAACGAAAUUUUGACAAUGAUCAAUAUUCACCACGUAAUCGAAAUUCAUCAUAUAAUGACUUUUCUCGUCAAGGAGAUCGUAACCAACAACAACAACAGCAACAACAAAAUCAAUCAUUUUCACGUUUAAAUCGUAAUGAUAAUGACUUUUCAUCAACACGUCGUAAUGCAAGUCCAAAUUCAUCAAAUUCUCAACGUUCAAAACGAAAUACAGAAGAUGAUAUGAGUUCAGCACAACCAAAACAAAAUCGUCGAGUAAAUGAUGAUAAUCAAACACAAGAACAAAAUCCAUGGGAACGAUCAACUCGUCAAACAUCAUAA
Molecule: messenger RNA, 425 nt
Organism: Adineta steineri
Lineage: Eukaryota; Metazoa; Rotifera; Eurotatoria; Adinetida; Adinetidae
Source: the annotation of a GenBank genome assembly